AUGGAACCGCAUGCAGCCGCGUACAAUCCAUCGUUGGAUGCUGUCAGCGAUGGUGCUGUGCAGGCGCGCGCGUGGAAGGAGUACAAGGAGAACGGGACGGCGGGCGGACAGAAGGAGAAAGAAACGCUCGACGAGGAAGACGUGGUGGAGGAAAAGAAGAAGGAUUACGGCAAGCAUUAUCCCUGCGUUUGGACGAAGGAUCCGCACGGAGGGGGGUAUAGAAUUGAUAAAGGCCCGGGGGCGCGCUCGGGAUACGACGCUCUGGAACAGAAGAGUGAUGGGACGAUGAUAGCGCGCGCGCCUGGAUAUGAAAAGCCGCAGACUGGUCCAACGACAAACUUCGUAGGCAACCACAUGACGCAAGGGGCCAUCGAUUUGGUGCAAUACGAGCUUACGAAGCUCGAUCCUGGUCGCGAGAUCCAACGGACGCGUUUGGAUCGAGCCAGGGGCAUCGUCCGCAAACUACCUGAACUAACGGCAGUGUCACGAGAAGAUCCAUCGCCGUGUGAUGUGCGUGCCAGUAUCGAAAAGUUCAGCUGGUGGGACACGGGAGAACGGAUUCAGCUCAGAAUACGACAUUGUGAUUUACAGAGCGCGAUUCUGGACGAAAUCUCGGUAGAGUACGCCGAUCGUCGGGUAUCGAUCGAAAUCCAGAAGGUCACAUCGAAUGUGUUGUCGAAGCACGCUUACAUCUUAGUGCUCGAACACCUCUUCAGGGCCAUCAUCCCUGAGCUAUGCACGCGCCUUGUCGAUGACGAGGGUUUGUUGAUAAACCUGACCAAAGCGGACCACUCAAUUCGAUGGUUGAACCUACGUGCGCCGCCAGUCAUGUCGCUUCCACCAAAGGUGAGCUCAGGACUCGUGCUGCAGCAACAGACGUUGGACAUGCGAGCUCUUCGAGCGAAACUGAUCGGAGACAGAGAAGGAAAGCUAGCCCCUAAACUGGAAUGGCUCACAACGAAUGUAGCUGAGAUGUACGAUGUCCCCUUCGAUCAGUUUGAGUCUAUCUCUACUGCAGACACGAUUGAAUGCGUUCGAACGCAAAUCGACUGCGGUGAUUACGUUGAAGCGCUGUCUUUCAUCACACGUGGUCUGCGCGACUCGACCAUUUCAGCGUCAGAAAAAGUCGUUUUGUUGGAAUUUCGUGCACAGGCGAACGUUCAGCUCGGUUCUCUCAAGGAUGCAGUGUCUGAUUACUCAGAAAUUCUUGAAGUCCAGCCUUCUGCAGUGAUGUUUUUCAAAAAGGCGUCAGUUCGAGAGCAGCUUGAAGACUAUCAUGGAGCUUUGAUUGAUUACGAAAACGCGCAAGCUUUGAACGGGAAGGACGUCAAAGUUCUUGAGGCGAUUCGUAGAGUCCGUGAAUGUUCGACGGCGAAGACGCGCAUGGAAGAGGAAGAGCAAAGGUACAGCAGCGUCGGCGAUGGAUUUCAAAGUGUUCCCAGACCGUGCUUACCGCAGUUUGAGAAUCGUGGUAAAGCGGGCGCGUGCUUCUAG
Ostreococcus tauri is the source of this 1494-nucleotide messenger RNA. Its product is annotated as HSP20-like chaperone. Gene Ontology annotation, molecular function: protein binding. NCBI's taxonomy places the organism in Eukaryota, Viridiplantae, Chlorophyta, Mamiellophyceae, Mamiellales, Bathycoccaceae. The transcript has a single exon. The record is from RefSeq and is a predicted model, not a curated record. The coding region runs from base 1 to 1494 and encodes 497 amino acids.